CAACAUCUUUGCAGGUCGUUCUUCAAUGCAGCUAUCUAAAAGCUCCACGUUGACCUACAGUAUUUCAACAAAAUUAAACAAAAUAAAAUAGUAAACAACAGUUAGAAUUUCACUGACAAAAUGGACUUACACUACAAGUUCGCAUUAAUUGUUACCUUGAGUCUUCUGAAUUGUAUUAAUACAAGCUUACUCCAGACAACUUUGGCUGGUAAAGGGAAUGGAAUAUCAGAAAAGGACGAAGAAACAAACGUAGAAGUGGUUAGCGAAGAAAAAAAGUACAAAGAAAACGGACAAGACUUGAAAGAAACGGACGAGAACAAAGAAGCCGCUCACGACAAAACAGAUAAUGAAAUUAUUCUUGAAACUAUUUAUAAACCCAAAAUAUGUAAAAACAAGACAGCCGUGGGGAAGGUAGCUGUAUUGCAUUAUACUGGGUCUAUUCAUGAUGAAAUAUUUGACAGCACAAUAGAUCCUUUAAAAAAAUACACGCCUUUCGAGUUUAUAAUAGGAACUGGGGCAGUAAUUAAGGGAUUUGAAAAAGGAAUAAAGUCAAUGUGUAAAGGUGAACAGAGAAAGAUAAUAAUCCCACCAGAAUUAGGCUACGGUGAAAAGGGAACUGGACUUAUUCCAGGAAAUGCAACCAUCACCUACGAGGUGCAACUUCUCGAUGUACGAGAUCCACCUCCGCAAGCUGACGUAUUUACGGCCAUGGACGAAGAUGGAGAUAAAAAGUUGUCACGUCACGAGGUAGGAGAGUACAUGAAAUUACAGGCCCAAAUGCAUUAUGGAGCUCCGAUGGAUGAUUAUUAUUGGAACAGUUAUCAUAAUCAAAUGGUCGAUAAUAUCUUCGCACAAGAUGAUGAUAAUGAAGAUGAUCACAUUUCACACGAUGAAUUCAGCGGGCCGAAACUGCAUCACGAGGAACUAUGACACCAUAAAGCUAAUUACCAAAAAUUUAACAUUCACACAUUUAUACAUUUCUAGAAAAAGUUAACUUAAACAGAAUAAAUCUUGAAAUUGAAAAAAAUAAAGAUAUUGUUUAGAGUCCAAA
This is a messenger RNA of Xenia sp. Carnegie-2017, 1051 nucleotides long. RefSeq names its product peptidyl-prolyl cis-trans isomerase FKBP14-like. The transcript has 2 exons. NCBI's taxonomy places the organism in Eukaryota, Metazoa, Cnidaria, Anthozoa, Malacalcyonacea, Xeniidae. The coding region runs from base 121 to 930 and encodes 269 amino acids. Gene Ontology annotation, molecular function: calcium ion binding; peptidyl-prolyl cis-trans isomerase activity. The record is from RefSeq and is a predicted model, not a curated record.